GCUCAGUCACUCUGUACUGUUCACUACUGCACACAUGGCUUUCACACUCACGGUACCCACACCGCAUCGGCACACCAUACUACAAAAUGGAGACCACGCAGUCACAGAACAUACCAGACACGUCGACCACGGUAUCAACCCUACCAUCGUCUUGCACUACACAUCACGAUGUACCAGCCAACGCUCUCAUACACCACCCCACGGCGCUGGACACCGGCCGAAGACCACCUCCUCCACCGCCUCCGCUUCAUCGAACACAAGACCUGGCCUGAAAUCGCCCAGGACCUAGGUCGCACCACGCCAGCCGUGCAAGGACACUACCAGAAGCUCAAGGUCGCGCGGUCCUCCUCCUUCGAAGACUGGGACACUGCCAUGGACCACUUUAUCAUCGACGGCCGCCACCGAGGGCUCACUUCCAAAGAGAUAGGUGCUGAGAUGGACAUUCCAGGUGAGGCAGUGCAGGGAAGGUGGUAUGAACUGCAGCAGCAGAGGAAGGUUCCCGAGGAUGUGUUAGCGAUUUGGAGGAGGAAGGGGGAGGUAGUUUGGAGUGGAAAGGAGGAUGAGGUUAUCCUCAAGGCGUGGAUGGAGGGUAUGAGUGAUGAUGAGAUUGUGGAGUGCGUGAGGUUUGAGGGGAAGUACAAGUGUGAUGUCAGGGAGAGGAGGAGGAUAUUGACCAAGGAAAACGGGCCAGUGUAUAGAAGGCUGAUGGGGUUGGAGGCGAUGAAGUCUGUGCCGCACGCGCUGGACAAGGCGUUGGGCAUGAAGAAGUUUGCUUGGAUGCAGUAGAGAGAAUCGGCAUGGGUGUCGUCCUGUCUGCCUGUUGCUGUCUUUGGAAGCAUACCGAUGGUUGUGUAGUCGUAACUGGGGAUCAAGAACGUAGCACUGAUGGAGUAAUGAUAACCUACGUGCGCUCGAGAUAGACUGAGAAAAUUGGAUGUGGUACUUUACCAUGGUGGUGUUAGCCGUCCGAGAGUGCACUCACAACCUCAUACCAUCGAUCUCUACGCAUGUGCG
This is a messenger RNA of Macroventuria anomochaeta, 1014 nucleotides long. RefSeq lists its product as uncharacterized. The record is from RefSeq and is a predicted model, not a curated record. The transcript has a single exon. The coding region runs from base 169 to 786 and encodes 205 amino acids. Lineage: Eukaryota; Fungi; Ascomycota; Dothideomycetes; Pleosporales; Didymellaceae.